Molecule: messenger RNA, 1074 nt
Organism: Colossoma macropomum (tambaqui)
Lineage: Eukaryota; Metazoa; Chordata; Actinopteri; Characiformes; Serrasalmidae
Product: extensin-2-like
Exons: 2
Coding region: 1-1074 (357 amino acids)
Source: RefSeq, a predicted model, not a curated record
AUGGCGUGUCGUGUCCACCCUGCAUGUACCCCUCCACCCUACAUCUACUGUACACCUCCACCCUACAUCUACUGUACCCCUCCACCCUACAUCUACUGUACCCCUCCACCCUACAUCUACUGUACACCUCCACCCUACAUCUACUCUACCCCUCCACCCUACACCUACUGUACACCUCCACCCUACAUCUACUGUACCCCUCCACCCUACAUCUACUCUACCCCUCCACCCUACAUCUACUGUACACCUCCACCCUACAUCUACUGUACCCCUCCACCCUACAUCUACUGUACACCUCCACCCUACACCUACUGUACCCCUCCACCCUACAUCUACUCUACACCUCCACCCUACAUCUACUCUACCCCUCCACCCUACACCUACUGUACCCCUCCACCCUACACCUACUGUACCCCUCCACCCUACAUCUACUCUACCCCUCCACCCUACAUCUACUCUACCCCUCCACCCUACAUCUACUGUACCCCUCCACCCUACACCUACUGUACCCCUCCACCCUACAUCUACUCUACCCCUCCACCCUACAUCUACUCUACCCCUCCACCCUACAUCUACUGUACACCUCCACCCUACAUCUACUGUACCCCUCCACCCUACACCUACUGUACACCUCCACCCUACAUCUACUCUACCCCUCCACCCUACAUCUACUGUACACCUCCACCCUACAUCUACUCUACCCCUCCACCCUACACCUACUGUACACCUCCACCCUACAUCUACUCUACCCCUCCACCCUACAUCUACUGUACACCUCCACCCUACAUCUACUGUACACCUCCACCCUACAUCUACUCUACCCCUCCACCCUACAUCUACUGUACACCUCCACCCUACAUCUACUCUACCCCUCCACCCUACAUCUACUGUACACCUCCACCCUACAUCUACUCUACCCCUCCACCCUACAUCUACUGUACACCUCCACCCUACAUCUACACUACCCCUCCACCCUACAUCUACUGUACCCCUCAACCCUCCACCUACUGUACCCCUCCACCCUACACCUACUGUACCACUCCACCCUACAUCUACUGUAAAAAUACACUUUAG